Contarinia nasturtii (swede midge) is the source of this 2989-nucleotide messenger RNA. It is a transcript of the gene nes, whose product is annotated as lysophospholipid acyltransferase 5. The record is from RefSeq and is a predicted model, not a curated record. Gene Ontology annotation, cellular component: membrane. The transcript has 5 exons. The coding region runs from base 520 to 1905 and encodes 461 amino acids. Lineage: Eukaryota; Metazoa; Arthropoda; Insecta; Diptera; Cecidomyiidae. Gene Ontology annotation, molecular function: lysophospholipid acyltransferase activity; 1-acylglycerophosphocholine O-acyltransferase activity. Gene Ontology annotation, biological process: lipid modification; phosphatidylcholine biosynthetic process.
GAAUUUUUGUGUGCACUGCAUCAUAUGAUAUUGAACAUCUUUCAUCGAUUUAUGUGUUUAUACACAUAAAUACAUAUAAAUACAUGUUCACUUGACAUUUGUUGUGCACUUUUCAUUCAUACACGCCGCAACAGCAACUGACCAAAUCGAGCAAUUUUACAUUUUGAAAAAAAAGAGAAAGAUACGUUAUUUUGUCGUUAUCAAUUUACCAGCACUAUAAUUGGCAAAGCGAUCAAUGAACCUUAUUAUCACGAAAUUAAAUAGAGAGAUUUGAAAUUAAAUAGAGAGUGUAACGUGUGAUUUUUAAUCUAAUCGCUCGGCCGAUUACACACAUGAUACUCUUUUUUUUAUUACCACGCUCUUAAUAUAUAAAUAAUUACGUAAAUUGAUUUCGAGCAGUCAGAAUGAAUUGAAUAGUGGUUGGGAUCAGCGGUCAAUUGUAACAAAUCAGUCGAGUAUUGUGUAUGUGUGUCUAAAAAAAUAAUAAUAAUUUAAAAUUAGUGCAAAAGAUUUGUAAAAAUGGCAGCGGACACAAUUUUGGGUCGGAUGGCACAAUCGGUUGGAGCUACCGAACCAGCGCUUCGACUAUUGAUCUCGAUAUUAGUCGGUUAUCCAUUGGCAGUACUCUAUCGAAAGAAAUUUUACACACAAACAAAAACAAUAAAUCACCUGUACAUACUGACAACGGGCAUUUUAAUAUGUUUAUUCAAUUAUGGUUGGUUAAUGUAUCACAGUUUGUCAGCUGUUUUAGUGUCGUAUGCGCUUAUCGUUCUAUUCAAUGGAACGACAUUGGUUGCAACCACAUUUCUCUUUAACAUGACCUAUUUGAUGAUUGGUUAUUAUAAAACAGCAACUGAAACGUAUGACAUUACAUGGACAAUGCCACAUUGUGUGCUAACAUUGCGUUUGAUUGGAUUGGCAUUUAAUAUUGCCGAUGGUCAACGAAAUGACACCGAACUAUCGGCCACACAGAAAAAAUUAUUGGUCAAAGAAAAACCGAGCCUACUCGAAGUUGCCGCAUUUACUUAUUUUCCGGCCAGCUUUUUAGUUGGACCACAAUUUUCGUUUCAACGAUAUCUCAGCUUUAUUAAUAAGGAAUUUGAUAAGCAUGAUGGUUAUUUUAUGGCCGGCGCAAAACGGGCCGCCGUUGGAAUGUGUUACUUAAUUGUGAACGUUGUUGGUUCAGUCUAUUUGAAUGACAAGUAUGUGAUGUCAAGUGACUUUACUAACGACCAUGGAAUCGUGGCACGACUCUUUUUGGUCGCUCUAUGGGCACGAAUUACUUUAUACAAGUAUAUAUCCUGUUGGUUGCUCACCGAAUCGGUUGCCAUUUGCUUUGGAAUCACAUUCAACGGUGUCGAUGAGAAUGGCGUUGCCGAUUGGUCCGGAUGUUCCAACAUAAAAUUGCUAGUGUUUGAGAAUACAAGACGUUUCCAACAUUAUAUCGACAGUUUUAAUGUGCAAACCAACCACUGGAUUGCCGAAUAUGUUUACAAACGAUUACGCUUUUUGGGCAAUCGCAAUUAUAGCCAAUUGGGCGCAUUAGUUUUCUUAGCAAUUUGGCAUGGAUUCCAUUCCGGAUACUAUAUUACAUUUGCCAUGGAAUUUGCAGUUAUCAUUUGCGAACGAGAGAUGGAACCAGUUUUUGCGCGAAGUGAACAAUUCCAAAAAUUCGCAAAUACAUUGGCCGGCAAAGUGAUAAUCUUUAUAUUAUUAAAAUUGUACACAUUCAUUGGUAUGGGCUUCUGUUUUGGACCAUUAGUGUUGCUCAGCUUCCAUAGAUGGUGGGCAUUGCAUCGUUCGCUCUGGUUCUAUGGAUAUAUUUUGUGGUUUUCAUGGCCCAUAUACAAACCGGUGCUAAAACAAUUAUUAGGAACAAAAAAAGCUGAACGCAAAAAGGAGUAAUAUGUCUUGAAGCUAUCAUAAUUGUUUUAUUAUUCUUUUUUCUAGGGUUUCAUUUUUUUAAAAUUCUAAUAUCGCAUCUAAUAAUAUGUUGUGCACAGUACAAUAAGACUCGGAAACAGAGGGAUUUUUUUUUGUAAUAGAAAUAAAUAUGUUGCAAUCUCAAAAUGCAGGUGCAAAUAGAAAGAUAUAAAAAUCGCAUCGAAAAACAACAACAAAAAACCCGUUGACUGUCAAUACAAAAUGCAUUGAAUAGAACAAAUAAUAAUUCAAUUUAAUGAAAUUAGAAAUUGUGUGAUUGAGCAGACAUACAUUUAAAUGAAUACACGCAUUAUAUUAUAUUUCUAAAUUUGUAAACAAAUAGAAAUCUAUUUAACUAUAUUUUCCUAUUGUAAAGCGAACUUUUUUGUAUGAAUUGAAACAAAAAGAAAUGAGCACAAAUUAAUUCAGUUUUCAUUGAAUAACCAUGAUCUACACUUUAUUUAUUAGUUUUUAUGAGAAAAAAUGAAGAUAAAACAAAAUACAAAAGGAGAACGAAUUAAGUGGGUUUUUUUUUUACUUUGUACGAGCACACGUUCAUUCAGCUGACAAAUGACAUUUAAAAGAAUGGAGUACACAUUCUGAAAUAUGAAGAACAAAACAUCGAUUCUCAAAAUACAAAGAAACACACGUACAGAGGGCAGGGACCUUUUCAUAUUCACAGUGAAAAAAAUAAUAAUCAAAAUCUCAAUCAACGAGAAGCAACAAAAUAUUAGCAAACUAUCCGCAAGCCAAGCACCCAAAAAUGUUAUUUUAUCAAAAGUGGCUAACGAAUUAUAUGCUUAUGAAAUAAUUCUCAAUUUAGACAUUUAAUGAAAUAGAAAACAAAUUUAGAAUUUUUGAAUACCAAUCCGUCAUCUAACAUUGGGAUGAUGGGUUUUGAAGCAAUUAUCAAACGUUCAUAUUUAUGCAAUUGAAAUAAUUCUCUUUUUUGCUUCGUUUUAAAUAGAGUUCAACUGUUGAGUCAAAUGAAACAAAACAAAUUAACUUAAUUUUGACUUACAAAUUAUGAAAAUAAAUAUCAUAUUGUUAAAAUAUAAAAAGAUAA